Messenger RNA from Pseudo-nitzschia multistriata, 1235 nucleotides. NCBI's taxonomy places the organism in Eukaryota, Bacillariophyta, Bacillariophyceae, Bacillariales, Bacillariaceae. The record is from the annotation of a GenBank genome assembly.
GGAAGACUUGUUGCGAUCAGUGACCACUUCUUGGCACCGUGCUUCUUCACAAGCUCAACUACCUUUCGAUCCUCCUCCGCUGUCCAUGGACCUUUGAUCAAGGAUNAAGCUCCAGGUACGUUGCGCAACGCAGCAUGGCGUUCUUCUAAAGAGAUUAGAUGCACGGCGAUGCGGAACGCUGGUCCGUGUGUCUUUGUGUUAGUUGCAGGAUGCUUCGCGGUGGAAUGCCCAGCGAGAAUGAUACGACAGUCAUGACUCGCUUCGCUUCGUCUCGUCUCGUCUCGAUUGUUUGGGUCCCCUGGUUCCUUGCACCCAAACACUCACCCGUCUCGAAUGGCUUCUUUCACACAAACAAACAGACAUCGACACCGCUACCGGAUCGGUGGACUAUGCUCCGACGUUCAUCACCAUCCUCGAAAAGGCCGUCGAAACCGUCGAGGAACAACGGCUCGAGCACGCAAACGACGCCGAGAGCCUCAAGGCGCGCCGGGCCAUGAUCGCCGAUCGCGUCAGACACAACGUGCGGCCCGUCUCCAAAGAGAUCACCGAAACGGCCGGGAGCUUUACCCACACCAUGMACUCGGACGACGCCGUUGUGGAAGUGUGCGUCCGAGCCUCCAAUGCCGGGAAGGAAAAUCCGAUGAUGUUUCACCUGCGUGUGGAGGAACUGGAAGAAGACGUCSUCGACGCCUUUCAGCAAGAAAAGGCGAAAUUGCUGAACAGCCCACCGCUGGUGAACGUCGAGCACCACUGGUCCUUUAUGGAAACCCAGCUGAACCGAAUAGAUCACGAGAUGAAAACCAUCACAAGGGAGGCGGAUUUCUUUCGGGAGCGGGAUGCCCUGUACCACCAACAGACGGACGACCUCCACAAGGCAACCUUGUUUUGGCCGAUGCUCCACUGCUGCAUUCUUGCCCUGACGGGCUUUACACAGGCGAACCACAUUAUCAGUUUUUUCAAGCACCGACGGAUCAUAUAGAUCAUAUAGGAGGGCAGCACGGAAGUGUGAAACACAGAACAGUUGAGCACAGCACAGCAUGGCACAGCACAGCAUGGCACAGCACAGCAUGGCACAGCACGAACUAGCGCAGUGCUGAGUUGUAAUUCGAGUCACGGCAGUUGAAGCUAGAGUAGCUACAGGAGUACGAAGAAGUUAAUUUUUCAGAGGGACUAGACAAAAUCUAAGACAAAAUCUAAGAAUCGAUGGGACUGUGAUGGUAUAGUUUUUAGAUUUU